Molecule: messenger RNA, 339 nt
Organism: Phanerochaete carnosa HHB-10118-sp
Lineage: Eukaryota; Fungi; Basidiomycota; Agaricomycetes; Polyporales; Phanerochaetaceae
Exons: 2
Source: RefSeq, a predicted model, not a curated record
AACAACAACAACAACAACAAUACCAACGACAACUACAGCACCACCGCCUCGAGCCGCUCUGGUGGAUUCUUUAGCCGCAGACGUUCCUCCUCGUCGGACCCAGACCUCAGAAACGAUUCGUCUAUCGUUGCGGCGCGCCAGAAGGUCGGCGACGCAGAGGCCCGUGAGCGAGACGCGGACUGGGCGCUGGGGCAGGCGAGAUCUGCUGUCCGUGAAGCAAGGGAGCAUGUGAGGAUGCUAGAGCAGGAAACUCUCGAGGAGGCGAGGCGUGCGAAGCUCAAGCAAGCCGAGGCCAAGAGCGUCAGCAAGAGCGCCAGGGGCCUUGGUCGCCAUGGUUGA